AUGAAGAUCAUAUCAGAUAUGAAAUCUUCUUCUUACGGUCUUACAAUACUCGCAAUGGCAGUGAACUUUUGGGCGUCAUCUCAUAGAAUGCAUUGGUUGCUUAGUCGGCAAGAUCUGAUAGAAAGCAGGAGAGAAGACUCACUCUAUAUCACCGAACAGGAACUAAUAAAAGUUAAUAUAUGGUUCGCCAAAA
Messenger RNA from Acaulospora morrowiae, 193 nucleotides. The record is from the annotation of a GenBank genome assembly. Lineage: Eukaryota; Fungi; Glomeromycota; Glomeromycetes; Diversisporales; Acaulosporaceae.